Molecule: messenger RNA, 1524 nt
Organism: Cucurbita pepo subsp. pepo (vegetable marrow)
Lineage: Eukaryota; Viridiplantae; Streptophyta; Magnoliopsida; Cucurbitales; Cucurbitaceae
Gene: GCL1
Product: GCR2-like 1
Biological process (GO): carbohydrate metabolic process; peptide modification
Cellular component (GO): plasma membrane
Source: RefSeq, a predicted model, not a curated record
GACAGAGAAUCGAAAUCCACAGAUUCGACCUCUUCAAACCGCCAUUGAUUCCCUUAGUCUCUCAUUCUCAAUCUCUCUGCUACAAAAGUUUCUUCGAGAAAAGCGGAUUUCCAGAAUGUCGUCGGCGAUGGAGUUCGCGUCGUCGCAAGAGGAGCGAGAAGGAGGAGGAGAAAUGACCGAACAGCUGGAUUUGAUUCCGGUCAAGAGGCUUCUGCUUCCUCGUGAGUUAUUUCUCUCUACGGCCGUUUCUUUGAAGAAUCAGGUUGUGGAAGUCACUUGGAAACGACGUCGUGACGAUAACAUCGGCGUUGAUCCGACGGCCUACACUGGCCUCCUUGGAACAGCGUUAACCUGCCUGAGGUCGUACGAGGCCACCGGUAGCCUUCCGGACUUGCACUUGUGCUCCGAUAUCGUCGACACCUGUUCUCUUGCAGCACGUGCCUCGCACAGGCACUUGACGUUUUUGUGUGGUAGAGUAGGAGUGUAUGCUGUUGGCGCCGUGGUAUCUCAUUACAUGGGGGAUCCCCAAAGGCUCGACAUGUUCUUCAAUCUUUUUCUGCAGGCUGCACAAGAGAAAGCUCUCCCAAUUGGACCUGAGGAAGGAGGUUUUGGAAUGUCAUAUGAUCUCCUUUAUGGGCGAGCUGGGUUCUUAUGGGCUGCCUUGUUCAUAAAUAAGCAUCUUGGAGAGCAGAAGUUUCCCCAUGAUCUUCUCAUGUCUAUAGUUGAUGCUGUAUUAGCAGGUGGAAGGGUGGGCGCAUCCGAUAAUCCAGACUGCCCUCUGAUGUACCGAUGGCACGGGACGAGAUAUUAUGGUGCAGCCAACGGCCUAGCUGGUAUCUUGCACGUACUUCUCCAUUUCCCCCUUUCAAAUGAGGAUGCUGAUGAUGUUAAGAGGACGUUGAGAUAUCUGAUAAGCAAAAGGUUUCCACAUUGUGGUAACUACCCCUCAAGUGAAGGAAACCCCAGGGACAAAUUUGUUCAAUGGUCUCAUGGGGCAACUGGCAUAGGCAUUACCCUUUGCAAGGCUUCGCAGGUUUUCCAUGAAGACAGAGAAUUUAGGGAUGCUGCGAUUGAAGCAGGGGAAGUAGUAUGGAAAAAUGGAUUGGUCAAGGAAGUUGGACUCGCAGACGGUGUUUCUGGGAAUGCGUACGCCUUCCUUUCCCUUCAUCGCCUUACCGGAGAGAGCGAGUAUGAAGAAAGAGCCAGAGCAUUUGGAACCUACUUGUAUCAUAAUGCUAGCAAGCUUGUUGGUGCCGAAAGCCAAAAUGGAGGUGACCGUCUUUACUCUCUUUUUCAUGGUCUAGCUGGAACUGCUUGCCUUUGGUUCGAUCUGUGUAAGCCCGAGGAGUCGAGGUUCCCUGGUUAUGAAUUGUAGUUCGAGCUCAACUCAUGUGGUUAGCAUCUUCUUUAAGCUAAGGAGUCUUUCAGCUGUGAAUUCUCUUCAAUGGCGAUUCCUGCAGCUUCCUUAGCCACUGUGGCUUCGUUCAAGGCCUGUUUUAGAAUGUCCCUUAAUUUCUUUAUCUC